AUGGCCGUCUCCUCUGAUCCCAGCAGCAUAGCAUGGACCCGGCUCUCAGUUCUGGAAGACACUGAGGAAGGACAGGAAGACCCCAAUAGCUUGCGUCACAAGUACAACUUCAUUGCUGACGUGGUGGAGAAGAUUGCCCCGGCCGUGGUUCACAUCGAGCUGUAUCGCAAGCUUCCCUUUACCAAGCGGGAGGUGCCUGUGGCAAGCGGGUCUGGGUUCAUCGUGUCCGAAGAUGGGCUGAUAGUGACCAACGCCCAUGUGGUCACCAACAAGCACCGAGUCAAAGUGGAGCUGAGGAACGGGGCCACCUACGAAGCCAAGAUCAAGGACGUGGAUGAGAAGGCCGACAUCGCACUGAUUAAAAUCGACCACCCUGCGCCUCUGGGCGGGACACAAGCCUCCAACCUUCUGAACAAGCUGCCCAUCCUACUGCUGGGCCGCUCCUCGGAGCUGCGGCCAGGAGAGUUUGUGGUCGCCAUUGGAAGCCCGUUUUCCCUGCAAAACACCGUCACCACCGGCAUCGUCAGCACCACCCAGCGAGGUGGCAAGGAGCUGGGGCUGCGGAACUCGGACAUGGACUACAUCCAGACGGACGCCAUCAUCAAUUAUGGAAACUCGGGAGGCCCGCUGGUGAACCUGGAUGGUGAAGUGAUCGGAAUCAACACCCUGAAAGUGACCGCUGGCAUCUCCUUUGCCAUCCCGUCGGAUAAAAUCAAGAAGUUCCUCACGGAGUCCCAUGACAGACAGGCCAAGGGAAAAGCCUUCACCAAGAAGAAGUACAUCGGCAUCCGCAUGAUGUCGCUCACGACCAGCAAGGCCAAAGAGCUGAAGGAUAGUCAUCGAGACUUCCCUGACGUGCUCUCGGGCGCAUACAUCAUUGAAGUCAUUCCUGACACCCCUGCAGAAGCCGGCGGCCUCAAGGAAAACGAUGUCAUUAUCAGCAUCAACGGACAGCCGGUGGGCUCUGCCAAUGAUGUCAGUGACGUCAUCAAAAAGGAAAGCCCCCUGAACAUGGUGGUCCGCAGGGGCAACGAAGACAUUAUGAUUACAGUGGUCCCCGAAGAAAUCGACCCCUAGGCAGAGGCAUGAGCUGGACUUCAUGUUUCCCUCUGAGACCAUCCGGUGGACGACACAUGAGGACUCUGGGCCGGUGGCACAGGCCGCCCAAGACCUUUGGCCACCAUGUGCUUUGUUGUUCAUUGGAGACCCUCUUGGCCAACAAGCCUUCCCGAUAGUUUGCGGGUAAAACCCAUGUAACGCUGCAGCUCCGCCAGCAGAGGCCUCUCUCCUCCCGUAGCCUAUGUAUGCAGUGUGCUUUUCUUGCCAGCUAGGUCGGCCCCCUGCUUAGACAGUCAGUCCUGGUCUCCAUCUAUCAGCGAGACACCCGCUCAGCCCCACUAAUACCAAUGACAGGAGAUGGGGGUGGCUCACGUAGCCAGAACAGUAUAGGGCGGGUGUCUGCUUUCUCCAGAGGAGGUUGAGGGGUGGAGACCCUGUGCAGGUGGACGACAGCUUCCAGCGAGGCCAGUUGCCCCGAUUAGGGGUCUCUGUGGAUCUGGGAGAGCAAUGGCCUUUGAGUUUGAGCUAUUAAAAUACUUGUUUAUACCUCG
Echinops telfairi (small Madagascar hedgehog) is the source of this 1610-nucleotide messenger RNA. It is a transcript of the gene HTRA1, whose product is annotated as HtrA serine peptidase 1. The coding region runs from base 1 to 1077 and encodes 358 amino acids. NCBI's taxonomy places the organism in Eukaryota, Metazoa, Chordata, Mammalia, Afrosoricida, Tenrecidae. Gene Ontology annotation, biological process: proteolysis; positive regulation of apoptotic process; programmed cell death. The record is from RefSeq and is a predicted model, not a curated record. The transcript has 10 exons. Gene Ontology annotation, molecular function: serine-type endopeptidase activity; protein binding.